AUGUUCGUUGCUAGUCCCAUGCGGCUGCUCAACAAGCAGACACAGAAGUACAGAACAAAACUGCGGUACCGAUUUCGGCAGCCGUCUGUAGUGCCAAUACGCCAGACCGCGCAGCAGCGACACAACACGAUCCUCAGCGUUUUGCAGAAGCGUCAGAUCAAUCCUGGUAGUCACUCCGCCUACCACUACGUGGAGCAGCGGCUGUACUCCAAGUCAUCGCGCCUUGAACGUGAGGGGGUGAACCUCAACAAGACAUACGCGCUCCAGGGGCUCGGCGACACAGAACCACUGCGCAACAGCGCCAACUUUGGUGUCUCGGAGAAGGAUGCGCUCAAGUACGAGAGUUGGGAAGAGCGGGCCAAGUACGCCCCGCCGCCCAUCUCCUACACACCACUCGCCGCGCGCAAGUUGGCAGCGGGAGCACUGUGGCCGCCAGCACCGGAGCCAACAGGCAUGAUGAGCAAAGAGGUGCGUUACCUGCGUCACCAGUCAAAUAUGUCACCGAGCGCGCGCGCCUUCUGUGAACGAGUGGCGUACCACCUGCGCCGCUCCCUAAAGGCGUGCCCGGCUCACAUUGGUGAACGCAUUGACUUUGCGCAGCUCAUCAUUCAGGAGGUGGUGGGUUCACGGCGCUCCAAGGAGAUCUACAUUGUCUGGUCCACCGUCGACCCUGGCGCACGGUUUGAGAUGGAGCCGCUGCUGCAUCAGCUCAAUCAUUGGGUGCAGCGGCUUGUUAUUCAACGCGUAAAAAGUCGACCGCAUAUUCCGCAUGUGACGUGGAUUUACGAUGGUGGGCGGCUGGAACGGGAGUUGCCACGUGACGUGAAGAACGAGCUGGAAAGUCUAGUUGGUGAGGCGAACACAACGCUAGAGACACGCGUGAAAUACCUUAAGGAGCUCGACACAAUGAACCAGCGCAUGAAGAACAUACCGUGGUUCAUGCCGUACCUCUGGAACAAGGAGGAAAAGGCGGCGAAGCAGAAGGCUAUGGUGGCGGACUUGGCGGAAGUGGAAAGGCGGCGGCAGAAGCCGCAAGAGGAAGGCGGCGGGCGACGGAGUUCCCCACCAACGACGAGCCCACCGCCAAAGUUCAUUCGCUAG
This is a messenger RNA of Trypanosoma grayi, 1101 nucleotides long. RefSeq lists its product as hypothetical. The record is from RefSeq and is a predicted model, not a curated record. NCBI's taxonomy places the organism in Eukaryota, Euglenozoa, Kinetoplastea, Trypanosomatida, Trypanosomatidae. The coding region runs from base 1 to 1101 and encodes 366 amino acids. The transcript has a single exon.